AUGGGAUUCCAUACAAUUUCUAAUGAUAAAGAUCUGAAAAUUUGUGUAUUUAUGGUUGGUUUACCUGCCACUGGUAAAUCCUUUAUAUCACAAAAAAUAGUAAGGUAUCUUUCAUGGUUAUCUAUCCCAGUGAAAUGUUUCAACGUUGGACAAUCAAGACGAGAAUUAGGGGUUGUUUCACCUGAUGCUGAAUUCUUUAAUUCUCAAAAUGAAGAAAAUUAUAAGCUUAGACAAAAGGCUCUCUCUAAUACUAUGGAGCAACUUUUCCAAUGGUUUGAGAAGGAAGAUGGAACCGUGGGGAUUGUGGAUGCUACAUGUAGUACUAGAGAGAGACGUCAAUGGAUUAUAAAGCAAUGUGAAAUGUAUGAUAUUAAACCAAUGUUUCUGGAGAGUUGGUGUAAUGAUGAUGAAUUGAUUAUGAAAAAUAUUAAGGAUAUAAAUUCUACUUCACCUGAUUAUACAGAUGUAGAUCCCAUGAUGGCAGAAUUGGAUUUUAAAAAGAAAAUUCAAUAUUAUAAAAAUGUUUACGAAUCUUUGAAUUCUCAAACUGAUUCAGAAGUGACUUUUGUUAAAUUGAUCAAUAUUUCGGAAGAAGUUAUAAUAAAUAAAAUCCAAACUUAUUUACAAAGUAGGAUUGUCUUUUAUGUUAUGAAUAUUAGAAUAAAACCAAGAUGUAUAUGGUUAUCAAGACAUGGUGAAUCAAUAUAUAACGUGGAAAAGAAAAUUGGUGGUGAUUCCCUUUUAUCAGAAAGAGGUUUACAAUAUGCAAAGAAAUUGAAGGAAAUGAUUGAAGAAAAUGCACCUGGAGAAGAUUUGACCGUUUGGACAUCUACUUUGAAAAGAACUCAACAAACUGCUCAAUAUUUAAAUUUUAAGAAACUACAAUGGAAAGCUCUUGAUGAAUUAGAUGCAGGUGUCUGUGAUGGAAUGACAUAUGAAGAAAUUGAAGAAGUUUAUCCAGAAGAUUUCAAAGCAAGAGAUGAAGAUAAAUAUUUCUAUAGAUAUCGUGGUGGUGAAUCGUAUAGAGAUGUGGUUAUACGUCUUGAACCAAUUAUAAUGGAGUUAGAACGUCGAGAAAAUAUAUUAAUUAUAACACAUCAAGCUGUUUUAAGAUGUAUUUAUGCAUAUUUCAUGAAUGUUCCACAAGAGGAAUCUCCUUGGAUGGCAAUCCCAUUACAUACAUUGAUUAAAUUAGAACCAAGAGCAUACGGAACUAAAGUCACUAAAAUGAAGGCCAAUAUACCUGCUGUGAGUACUUAUAAGGAGAAAGGUACAAGUCAUGUUGGUGAAGCAGAUGUAUCUAAUAAGAAAAACGAUAAAUUUCAUAAUUUAUUAAUAAAUGCACCAGAGAUAAUAUCUCCAGUGGCAUCUUCAACAAAUUUAGGAAAAUUUGGUGAUCUAUCUAAACAAUAA
This is a messenger RNA of Naumovozyma dairenensis CBS 421, 1413 nucleotides long. It is a transcript of the gene FBP26, whose product is annotated as fructose-2,6-bisphosphatase. Gene Ontology annotation, cellular component: cytosol. NCBI's taxonomy places the organism in Eukaryota, Fungi, Ascomycota, Saccharomycetes, Saccharomycetales, Saccharomycetaceae. Bases 1 to 1413 code for a protein of 470 amino acids. Gene Ontology annotation, biological process: fructose 2,6-bisphosphate metabolic process; fructose metabolic process. Gene Ontology annotation, molecular function: fructose-2,6-bisphosphate 2-phosphatase activity; 6-phosphofructo-2-kinase activity; ATP binding. The transcript has a single exon. The record is from RefSeq and is a predicted model, not a curated record.